Molecule: messenger RNA, 1396 nt
Organism: Ylistrum balloti
Lineage: Eukaryota; Metazoa; Mollusca; Bivalvia; Pectinida; Pectinidae
Exons: 6
Coding region: 26-1135 (369 amino acids)
Source: RefSeq, a predicted model, not a curated record
ACAUUGUCCGACGUCAGGGGACGAAAUGACUCGAUGGUACUUGGUAUUUGUGUGGAUUCUUUUAGGUCCAUACAGAGAUGCAGCUGGAACGGAGUGCUCAGAUGCAAUUACAGAUGGAACGCAAGUACUAAACAUGUGUGAAGACGGUAAAGCCGAAGGUGGAAGUGUGGUUAUAGACACAUACGGGUCUUCUAUUUAUAGACAAAAUGGCGUCAGUAUCAACUGUUCCUGUACGGCGACCCUGGAGGAAGUUUCCGGCGGGCAGUCCACAACUCUUAGUUUUGAAUCUGUCCAAUCUUUACAACCUUCGCCCGGAUGUGGAAGUGGUAUUUAUCUUAUACCACAACUGCAAACUUUCCCAGGUCAACCUAACACGUAUUGGUGUGUUGUUAAAAACAAUACAUUCAAUGCCGUAAAAGAAAAUGAUACAUUUACUGUUGUAUGGCAGUCUGGAAACAACGGAAGUACAUCGGGAUAUUGUCUGUCAUUCAGUGCAGGAUCAGAGUCACUCCUAUCUGUAAAAUGUACACCUAGCCCGAUUUACGUCACUUCAACAUCGUCACCAACAUCUCCUACUAUGACUGUUGUGACGACAACGAUGACGACAUCUAGUACAACAACGUCAGCUACAACUACCCCAAAAUCAUCAAUAACAACUACACUAACAACUACUACCCUUUCUACAACCUCUGACAGGGGAGCUAACCCUUCAUCGACAAAACCAACGACGAUGACAGAGGGAGCGACAAUGGCGGAUCAGAUGAAGGACAAAGAUUUAGACACAAAUGUAAUUAUAGGCAUAGCUGCUGGAGGCGUGGUCUUUGUCGGAAUUUGUAUCAUAAUAGCGGUCACGUGUGCACGAAGGAAAAGGAAACCGGAUGAGCCUGGAGAAACUUCAACUGUAACCCAUAACGUAUUGUAUGAGUCAUAUAAAACACCAGAAACGGAAAUGAAACAUAUAGUGACCCCUAGUGGCGAUAUAUAUGCACAAGUUGAAAAGGAUUCGAAAACCGAAACAACAAAUUCCAACGACCAAUCUCGAGAACCGGAACAGGAAACACCUCAUAUAGUGACACCUAGUGGUGAUACAUAUGCUCAAAUUCACAAUACGCGUAGUGAUAAUGUUUUAUAUUAGUCAAACCAAAUAGAUGCAGUGUAUGACAUUGCAAGGUUGCAUAAAAUUUUGUUUCGUGGCCGUCCAAAAACCCUGCCGGGGAGAUCUAAAUCCGGAGAAAAAACGGAAUAUUACAACACUAUAGUUUCAUUGGUGGAUACUCUACACCUUAGUGUCUGUAUUGUUGUACUCUAGAUGGAGUUUUCAUUUCUAUUUUAUGUCCUGUCAGUCUGUUGAAGGACGUAGAGAAGAGCAGAUGAGUCCAUGGGUCUUACAGACAUC